Molecule: messenger RNA, 390 nt
Organism: Eimeria mitis
Lineage: Eukaryota; Apicomplexa; Conoidasida; Eucoccidiorida; Eimeriidae
Exons: 3
Coding region: 1-390 (129 amino acids)
Source: RefSeq, a predicted model, not a curated record
AUGGCGACAGGGUCAAGAUGCUGCGAAUUCCACUUUGUGAAUCUCACGAGUGCAACUUUCUAUCGUCACCUUCACAUGCUGCACCAUGGAACGUGGCAGCGUCAACCCAUCGAAGCAAUUCACAGCAGUUUGCUGCUGCUGUUGCUGCAGCCGCAGCAACAGCAGCAACAGCAGCAGCAGCAGCAGCACCACAGCCACCACCACCACCGCCACGAAAAACAACAACAGCAGCAGCAGCAACAGCAGCAGCAGCAACAGCAGCAGCAGCAGCAGCAGCAGCAGGUGUUUGUGUUUUUAUAUAUUCAGAUUCAGUAUGCAAUGAUUUUGGCGGGCAUCGAAUAUAUAAUUUGCUCGGAAUUUGAAAUACCCGUAUUGGGGGAAAGCAAGUAG